AUGGGAUGCAAUAUUCCAAAGAUAAGAGAAGUUUAAUAAAAUAAAGGUGAUCCUUCAUUUGAAUAAUAAUUAUAAGAGAUUGAUAAAAACGAAUUCUUUAAGAAUAGAAAGGGUUUUAAAAUAAUGUUAAAACCAAUUCUGUACUCUUUUAAUUUAGAAAAAGGAGAAACAGAUUCUUAAGACUAUAAUUAUUGA
Molecule: messenger RNA, 195 nt
Organism: Paramecium sonneborni
Lineage: Eukaryota; Ciliophora; Oligohymenophorea; Peniculida; Parameciidae
Source: the annotation of a GenBank genome assembly